UGUUUUGUGUUGCAGAAUAAAAUUACAGAAAUGACCAACAAUAGUGAAGAACAACAGACCUCAUCUUCCGGGAGACCAUCAUAGAGGAGACCAUCAUAGAGGUGGUAAUUCAGCCACCAACUCCAGAGGCCAAGGUUGAAUCUGAUGCUCCCCCCGCUGUGAUCACCACUCAGCCAGCACAGCCAAUGCCUGAACACGAUGUCAGCAUUGCUGUGGUCAUGUGGGAAGCCACCGUUACUGGUCGACGCCUCAUCUACGAGAUGGUCAACCUGGGAUCAUUCUACGUGGCACAGUAAGAGAAAGCAGAAGGGCACGAUUUCAACAAGUACGUCAUGCCGUAUGACAAGCUACCGCUGAAUGUAAUUCGCAACUACAAUCUUCGCAUCGUUGACACGGGUCGUUACCGCAUGCUCAAGGAGAUCCGCAACAACAGAAUGCUCAAGUCCAAGAGCGAGGUGGCCGCCUGCAACGAUUUCGCCUCGUGGCUCAUCAAGCUCCAAAAAGAUAAUUUCACCGACAAGAAAAUUGUCUCGUCUUCUUUGAACCACGCCACUCCAAGAUCCUUCAGCUCUUCCUGGCUUUGGAACGUUACCGUCUUCUUGAUGAUGUCAACAAGAUUUUGCUUGGAUGUGUUAAUGGCUUGGGAUCUGCUCGGUCAACAGGACAAGAAAGAUGACGGUGUGGUCGAAGUCAUCAAAGGCAAGAAUGAAGCCGACGUGGAGGAAGUCAUCAAGCUGCUGAAUCAACACCUUGCGAAGCCAGCCAAGCCCGUCUGA
Daphnia pulicaria is the source of this 776-nucleotide messenger RNA. RefSeq lists its product as uncharacterized. Bases 333 to 776 code for a protein of 147 amino acids. Gene Ontology annotation, molecular function: protein homodimerization activity; RNA binding. The transcript has 3 exons. Lineage: Eukaryota; Metazoa; Arthropoda; Branchiopoda; Diplostraca; Daphniidae. The record is from RefSeq and is a predicted model, not a curated record. Gene Ontology annotation, biological process: bicoid mRNA localization.